Messenger RNA from Monopterus albus (swamp eel), 3657 nucleotides. RefSeq names its product prolyl 3-hydroxylase 3 (gene p3h3). Gene Ontology annotation, biological process: collagen metabolic process. The transcript has 16 exons. Bases 455 to 2686 code for a protein of 743 amino acids. Gene Ontology annotation, cellular component: endoplasmic reticulum. The record is from RefSeq and is a predicted model, not a curated record. Lineage: Eukaryota; Metazoa; Chordata; Actinopteri; Synbranchiformes; Synbranchidae. Gene Ontology annotation, molecular function: L-ascorbic acid binding; iron ion binding; procollagen-proline 3-dioxygenase activity.
AAUAAAUGCAGUGAACAGACUAAAUUGGUACACCUUUUUGUAUUUUGUAAGGCUAUUUAUGGGCUUCUUUGUUGUAAAAAGAGCCAAAAAGCGUUAUUUGGGAGUCAACUUAUUUUAUUUGUUACGGUAACGCCCGUUGAACUCCAACUGCUUCCUCUCGCGGCUACACCGCAGUAUUGCAAGUGUUUUACCAAUGGUCUUCUGGUAAAUACGUAGCAUAGCAUUAACAAGUUCAAAGCAAGUAAAUAAGUACGUUCAUUUUGAUUUAUACAAACUACAAUACCGGUCGUAGACGCUAACAGUGAAUACAUCACUUGAAACAACAGUAUUGACAUUCCUCAAACGGGAGGAAACUUUCUGGAUUACAUCUCCUUAGUUCCCAAAAUAUUUCCAUAGUUAGUCCCUCCUCUUCUCCGAGCUCCAUCUCUUUCACGGAGAGUUUAUUUCUCGGACCAUGGCGCUGCGCUCUUGUCGCUUCACUGUAUACGUGGCGUUUCAGUUUACUAUUGUACUAUUAGGGAAUUCUACCUUUGCAACUCCCGGUGGCGGUAGCCCUAAUGUUUUGUCACUUCUACAGCCGUAUGACUUUUUGUAUUACAGCGGGGUACGCGCAUAUUAUAGUGAGAACUGGGCGAAGGCUGCUGAGCUGCUGGAGAAAUCCAUCGUAACCAAGGACUCACUGUUCAGAGUCCGCAGGCAGUGUCACGAUGAGUGUGUGGCAGCAGGGAGAGGGGCAUUCAAUAACCUGGACUCUGAAGAGGGCAGCAUGUGGGACCUCUGGGCCUUGGACUGGGUGCAGCAGAGGGCUGAGUGUUUGAGGUUCUGCAUUGGACGCGCUGUGACCCGUGUAGGGCAACUUCCUGUUUCUUCUGAUAUAGAUUAUGAGUUUGGCACCCGCAACCCCUAUAACUUUCUGCAGGUCACAUACUAUAAGCUGGAAAAGUUGCAGAAGGCAGCAUCAGCUGCUCAUACGUAUUUUGUAGCUAACCCCAGUCAUCUGGAGAUGAGGAACAACAUUGAGAAGUACAGACGGAUGAAAGGAGUGAACGAGGAGGCCUUCCAAGACAGAGAGGCUGAGAAAGAGAAACACUGGGCCUUGUAUGAUGCUGCUCUCCAGUAUGAGGCCUCCUCUGACUGGGUGCAAGCAGCAAAAAAAUGGAAAGCAUGUGUGAAUGAAACGUUGCAGCAGACAGAGGAGUGCAGGAUACAGUGUGAAGUGGCCUCCCAAAGGCUGCCUGAGGACAGGGGAGUGGACAGUGUUAAUGGCGUUUUUGAGAAGGCAGCAGCGCUCGCCCUCUCCCUGCUUUCGUGCCGGCAGGCCUGUGUGACUCAGGUAUCCACACGACCUGGAAGGAUCUCUGCUCAGGAGGACUACCUGCCCACACAGUUGGAACAUCUGCACAUAGCACAGUUUAAAGCUGGUGACAUUAGUGGAGCAGUGCAGACUCUGCGCUCACUUCUCCUAUUUUACCCUGCUGACAAGGACUCCUUAGACAACCUGCAGCUCUAUUAUGAGACACUAGGGGGAGACAAAGAGUCACAAGUCACACAGCCUGAGCAGGAGAUUGUCAAAUACGUCAGUCGCUCUUUGCAGGAGAAAAAGCUUCUCUAUUUUGGUAUGGAGAACUUGGAUUUCAGCUUCACUGACCCAGAUCUUUGGACUCCAGAAGAUGUUGUACCCGAGUCACUGAGGGAGAUAUGGAGUAUCUUCUGUUUUAACGUCAGAGCUGAAAAAGAGAAAACGAAUGAGAAAAUGAAAGAGGGAGAGCAGCAGGAGGAAGUGGAUGACAGUGGAUUUUUUUCAGGUGGCUCAGUCCCCCAGGUGGGUGUGACCAUCACCAUGGAUGACGAGGUUUUAAACGGGACUAAUCGUGUAGUACUCGAUGGAGUCAUGACUAAGAAGGAGUGCGACAGAAUACUGCAGUUAGCAGAAGUUGCUGCAUCAGCUGGAGAUGGUUACCGGGGACGAAGGUCCGUGCACACACCUCAUGAGACGUUCGAGGGCCUGACUGUGCUCAGGGCUGUAAAGUUGGCUCAGGAAGGCCUGGUGAACCAAUCAGAUGCCAGGCUGUUACACGAGCUGGGCGAGAGAGUGAGAGUCCUGCUGCACUCGUACUUCAGGAGCCCUUCAAGACUCAUCAUCUCUUUCACACACCUGGUCUGUCGUAGUGCGAUCGCGGGUGACCAGGAAGGGAGGCUGGACCUGUCUCACCCUGUCCAUGUUGACAACUGUCUUCUUGAGCCAGAGACCAAGCAAUGCUGGAGGGAGCCACCGGCGUUCAUACACAGGGACCUGAGUGCCAUUCUCUACCUGAAUGACAAUUUCGAUGGUGGAGAGCUGUUUUUCACUAACAGGGAUGCCAAAACAGUAACAGCUCGAGUAAAACCCAGCUGCGGUCGCCUGGUAGGCUUCUCCUCAGGUCCAGUAAAUCCUCAUGGUGUGACUGCAGUGACCAGUGGACGGCGGUGUGCACUGGGCCUGUGGUUCACAAAGGAGAAGCUCUACAGGGACAUGGAACGAGAGGAGGCGGAGGCAUUGUGGGCCGCAGAUGGACACAGUGUGGUGAAAAAGGAUGAGGAGGAAGCGGAGGGCAGCGGCACCACUGCCCGGAACGCUCGAAGCCAAGCACCGAAGGAGAAGAGCAGAGGGAGAGACAGGGUGAUGGGGGGCAAAGACGAGCUGUGAGAGCCAGGAGAAACCUGACAGACUGAAACUCAUUUCCAUUCAUUCUUGUGGAAAUUUCCCCCAUCCCAACACUUCUUUGCUUUUGUAACAUCAUUUUCCAUUUCCAUUCACUCUCUUCACCCCGCUCCCUUUUCAUGUAAAGCUUGCACGUGUGUGUGUGUAUAUACACUAUUUAUAAUGAGCAGAUGAAGGUAAGUGAGAGAAACGCUGCCUUUUUCUCUUUGUAAUGUCAUGCUGUACUUUUUACUAUAGCAGCUUUACUGACCCAUAUCACCCCUUUAAAAAUGAAGAGAAUAAAAGAAGUGAUGAAUGUGACUCUUUAACAAUGUGUGCUGAGUACUGUAUGCCACAUUUACACAGAAAGUCAGGCACAGAAAGCAUUAGAGCAAGAUAGACAACAAACGGAUACAAAAUAGAAAGGAUGUGUAACCUAUUAAGUGAUUGCCUCACACCCUCUGUGGCUGCCUGCUGAUUAAAACUAGAAAAUGAACACUCUUCUUAGUUUGUUCCUCUUUAUAAGAUGUGCAGUUAGGCAGCUACACAGCAGCAGGAAACCGUAGAAACAGUAACAUUAGCACAGUGUAUGAGAAAAUGGACUUGGAGGCAGUAAGUGGGAGAUGAGGGAACACAGAGAGCUGAGGGAAAAAGAGAAAUAGAGAGAUUACUGCUAAUCCCUCAUAAAUGAGUGCAUUUGUUUAUGAAGCUUUAAAAAGGCUUCCAUUUAGAAUAUGGAAUAGUAAUCCAGCCAGAAACCAUUUAAUCAUUGACAUCCAGUGCAGUGAUGCUUCCAUCUUGUCUAUCUUACAACCAAUGUCAGCCCCCUCCUCUGCUUUCGUCUUGUGCAUUAGGUCCAGAGUUGAGUACGGCCCAUAUUAACAUCCUCACUCCCUUCUGCUUUAUAAUCCCAGUGGCUGCAGAAUUGGGUCGGCAGGCCCGUUGAAUAGAGCCUUGGUUUUAGCCUUUUUCCUCCU